Linepithema humile (Argentine ant) is the source of this 5150-nucleotide messenger RNA. Lineage: Eukaryota; Metazoa; Arthropoda; Insecta; Hymenoptera; Formicidae. The record is from RefSeq and is a predicted model, not a curated record.
ACAUAUUCUUUUAUCUAUUAAAAAAUGUGCAUAUCACACUUGAUAUGUAUAUUUUUCCAAAGAUAAACGGCUUGUGUUGCGUAAUUGUUUCAAUGAUGUCUGCCUUUCAUAAAGAAUAUCUCCAUAUAUGUGUAAAUUAAAUUGUUAAUAAAAGAUUGUUAAUUCAUUAUUAUAAUAUUUGUGUUUCUACAAGAAUAUUAAUAAGCUGUACAUGGUAGCACGCAUAAGGAUUUUGCUUUUAUAAAAUGUGGGCACUUGCUGUGAUAUCAUUUCCUUAGUAAAUUUUUUAUAUCAUUCGACUAAAAGUGCAAUUCAGUUUAUACCUUACUCAUUUUAACAAUGGCGAAAGUAGAAGAGUUCUUUAACAAUGUUAAAAGGAUACUGUUAAGGAUUUAUAAAUAUUUUCUACAAUAUAUCCGUAAAUGGUCCUGUGUAAAAUGGGAUAAUAAAAUAGUUGAAAAUAUGUACCUACGUCAAGCUCCAUUAACGAAGAGCCAUGAGCAAAUAAGAGUUCUAACUUUGAAUCAUGGAGAACAUCUAGAUGGGAUAUUAUAUAGAUUGAAGAAAGGAUGGAAGGUUGAGUUUAGGCUUGGGGCUUCCCUUCUGGGGAAGUCGCUUAGUGUUUUCACAAACCAUCCAUUGUCGGCUGAUAAACAAUUCGAGAGGCAUACUUACUAUCAAUUGCAAUGGGUUGACGAAUCGGCGAGCAUACAUUUAACUUUACCUGGUUCAUUCCAUUAUUAUGUCACUGAUCAAGUCGUAGGGAAUAUAAAAUUUGUCGCAUCUGGAUACUUGCUGGUGGACCCCGAAUUGAAAAUUGGUGAAAAUGGGAAGAAUCUACCGUUGGAUUGCAUCCAAGUUCAAACAGUUUUGGCAAAGUGUUUAGGACCUUUUUCUACGUGGGAAGAUAAAUUACUGGUGGCACGAAAUUCUGGAUACAACACGAUUCACUUUACACCAAUACAGGAAUUAGGAAACUCUAAGUCGUCCUACAGCUUGAAGAAUCAAACAAAACUCAAUCCUAUUUUUAACGAGGACGACAAAUUGAUCACAUAUCAGGACAUUGAGAAUUUUGUAAAUAAAAUGCGAACUGAAUGGGAGGUGUUGAGCAUCUGCGAUAUUGUCCUGAAUCAUACAGCGAACGAGAGUCCUUUUCUGGUUUCUCAUCCAGAGAUCACGUACAAUUGCAUCAAUAGUCCUCAUUUGCGUCCGGCAUAUCUUCUGGAUGCAGUGCUGUUGGAAUUGACAACACAAGUGGCUGCUGGCGAGUGGGAAUUCAAAGGCAUUCCCGUUGUAGUUGAGACUGAAGAUCAUCUGAAUGCAAUUCGUCAUGCUCUGCACACACAUUUCUUGCCUCUCGUGAAAAUACACGAGAUGUACACCGUCGAUGUCAACGAAAUUAUAACGGGGUUCUUGAGCUUGGCGCGCGACGGAGUGCCACAAGAAGUGAACAAUACGACAGCCGAAAAUAUUUCAGUGAUUCAAGAUCCCGACUUUCGUAAAUUGAAGUCAACCAUAAAUAUGCAGCUUGCGCUGAAGAAAUAUAAUACGUACAGGGCUGAUUGUUUCGAUGAGGAGACUCGCUUGAAGCGGUGUGCGGAGGACUUGAAGAAUAAAUUGCAAGAACUCAACGAAGCGAUUACCAACGACGUGCAAAAUCAUCUAAAUGCUGCCGUUGAAAAUUCCAUUGCUGGCAUACGAUACUUCCGGGUGCAAUCAGAUGGACCGAGAAUUAAGGACGUCAGCGAAAAGAAUCCUCUUGUUCCCAGAUAUUUCACUGAUUCCGGAGCGGCCUGCUCUUUACGGGACCGAGAAAAUACGAUGUACUCGGAUAACGCGUGUUAUCUCAUGGCUCACAAUGGCUGGGUGAUGAAUGGCGAUCCUUUGAAGAACUUUGCGGAGCCCGAUUCUAACGUCUACAUUCGAAGAGAACUCAUCGCGUGGGGAGAUAGCGUAAAACUCAGAUAUGGGCAGAAACCAGAAGAUUGUCCUUUCUUGUGGCAGCACAUGGCGACUUACGUGGAGCAAACGGCGCAGAUAUUCGACGGCGUCCGAUUAGACAAUUGUCAUUCCACACCGAUCCCCGUCGCUGAGUACAUGCUUGAUGUUGCACGACGAGUCCGUCCGAAUCUCUAUGUUGUUGCAGAAUUGUUCACCAACUCCGAUCAGAAAGAUAACAUUUUUGUCAAUCGUCUCGGCAUUACUUCUUUAAUCAGAGAAGCAAUGUCCGCAUGGGACAGCCACGAGGAAGGGCGACUGGUGUAUCGAUACGGAGGUGAACCAGUUGGAGCAUUCAUGCAGCCACGAAAACGGCCGUUAGCACCGAGCAUAGCUCACGCUUUGUUCCUGGAUGUGACCCACGAUAAUCCUAGUCCGGUGGAGAAACGAAGUACCUUCGAUUUACUCCCGAGCGCCGCGCUUGUAUCCAUGGCGUGCUGUGCCAGCGGCAGCAAUCGCGGUUACGACGAAUUAGUGCCUCACCAUAUACAUGUAGUGGACGAGGAAAGACAAUAUACCUUGUGGACAAAUGACGACGAUUUGGUCGACGACGUUAAGUUUGUUAACUUCAAGACUGGUAUAAUUGCAGCUAAAAAGGCGUUGAACGACCUACACUACACGCUUGGCCAGCAGGAAUUUUCACAGGUAUUCGUUGAUCAGAUGGACAGCGACAUAGUGGCUAUAACGAGACACUCGCCGACCAGUCACGAGAGCGUAGUUCUCGUUGCGUUCACGGCGUUCAACCAUCCGGAUUCCAACGCUCACGAUCUGAGAAGACACGUAAGACCCUUGCGAGUGGAGGGCGUGGUGGAGGAAAUUAUCUUGGAAGCGUCGUUCACACACGUCGAUGCAAAAAAUGGCAUAUCACCUUUCUCCUUACCUCAGAAGUUUGCCGAGGACGAAAGUUUCAUAAAUGGAUUGGCCGAGUACACGUUAGAUCUCAAACAGCACAUACAAUGCUGCGAUUCUACGAUAGUCGAGAAGGUCGAUUCCGGCGACCCCAAGAUCACGCAGCUCAAUUUCGUGAAUUUCCAACCCGGCUCUGUUAUUGCCAUACGAGUGGCCCUCCACGCGAAUAUAAAACCCGCUUUGCUGAAGCUACAAGAUACUAUUUCGCAGAUCACUUCGGGCGAGAAGUCAAGUUUACACGACGCAAUUUUCCGUUUGGACUUCUCAGAUUUGAACAAAGCUUUGUAUAGAUGUGACGCGGAGGAACGAGAGGAAACAUCGAACAAAUUUGGAGUCUAUGACGUACCGGGAUACGGGCCUUUGGUAUACGCCGGAUUGCAAGGUAUAAUAUCCGUAUUGGCUGACAUUCGUUCGAAUAACGAUCUGGGACAUCCUUUGUGUGCCAAUCUUAGACAGGGCAACUGGCUGAUAGAUUACGUGUGGCAACGUUUGAACGAAGAUGACGGCACUAAACCCCUUGCGACGUGGCUUGAGCAAGCAACGGAACCGUUGAAAAUAAUCCCGAGAUAUUUAGUGCCGAGUUACUUCGAUGUCAUCGUCACGAAUGUUUAUACAAAUCUCCUCGAUCAUUGCUACAGUUUAAUGUCGAACUUUGUGAAAGAUGGAACUACAUUCGUAAAAUUACUGAGUCUGGUCUCGGUACAAGUGGGCGGUGUAGUGAGAUCGGCGCAGUUGCCAGAUUUGUCGCCGAGUCUCAAUCCACCUAAGCCAAAGAUUAAAGUCUGCGACGGAGAAAACAAGCAAGUGUGUUUAACGCUAUCGGCGGGUCUGCCACAUUUCACGACAGGUUACAUGAGAAACUGGGGUAGAGAUACUUUCAUCGCUCUGAGAGGAUUGUUGUUCCUAACGGACAGAUACGACGAAGCAAGAUUCAUAAUUCUUGGAUUUGCCGGAACCCUGCGACACGGCCUGAUACCCAAUUUACUCGAUAAAGGAGGCAAUGCGAGAUACAAUUGCCGUGACGCUGUAUGGUGGUGGCUCUACACCAUAAAAUGUUACGUCGAGGAAGCCCCGAACGGUUUGAACAUCCUGUCCGAUAAAGUCUCAAGAUUGUUCCCGACCGACGAUUCGCCAGCUCUGCCAGCUGGAGAACACGAUCAACCAUUGCACGAGGUGAUCCAGGAAGCUCUCACGGUACACUUCCAAGGUCUCUGCUUCCGAGAGAGAAACGCCGGGAAACAAAUCGACGAGCACAUGACCGAGCGCGGGUUCAACAAUCAAAUCGGCGUUCACCCGGAAACCGGCUUCGUAUUCGGCGGCAACGACGCCAACUGCGGCACCUGGAUGGACAAGAUGGGAUCCUCUGAGAAAGCCGGCAACAAGGGCAAGCCAGCCACGCCCAGAGACGGCUCCGCCGUGGAGAUAGUCGGGCUGAGCAAGUGCAUCCUCAGCUUUCUCGCCGAAUUGUACAAGCAAAAUCUCUUCCCGCACGGCAGCGUUCAGCGUAAAAGUCGCGACGGACAAACGAUAACCUGGAGUUAUAUGCAGUGGGCUGACAAAAUUCAGACAAACUUCGAGAAAUACUUUUACGUGAAUGAGGUCGCCACGAAAGACGAGUUGAGGCCUGAUUUGAUCCACCGGCGAGGUAUAAUCAAGGAUAGUCACGGAGCGUCGCAGGAAUGGGCGGAUUAUCAAUUGCGGCCUAACUUCUCCAUUGCUAUGGUUGCUGCUCCGGAAUUGUUCGAUCCUCAUCACGCUUGGACUGCGUUGAAAAAAGCGGAAGAGAUACUGCUAGGCCCGCUAGGAAUGAAGACGUUGGACCCUGCAGAUUGGGCGUACAACGGUGACUAUGAUAAUUCCAACGACAGCACCGAUACGAAACUAGCACAGGGAUGGAAUUAUCAUCAGGGGCCUGAAUGGAUUUGGCCGAUAGGAUUCUUCCUGCGAGCUCGUUUGCACUUUGCACCAUUAAUCGGCAAGAAGGACGAAUUGCGCCGUGUAGUCGAAUCGACCGAAGCUAUUAUUUCACGGCACUUCAUCGAAGCGUCUACUAAUCACUGGAGAGGCCUACCCGAGCUUACUAACAAAGACGGAAAUUAUUGCAGGGAUAGCUGUCGCACCCAAGCGUGGAGCGCUUCGGUUAUCUUAGAGGUACUCCACGACCUGCGGAAGAUCAAACGAGAGUUACGUGCCGAGCAAAUAAAGUCUGAGAAUUGAUAUCACUUUGCGUGUGUUCACCACCG